Molecule: messenger RNA, 1605 nt
Organism: Drosophila teissieri
Lineage: Eukaryota; Metazoa; Arthropoda; Insecta; Diptera; Drosophilidae
Gene: Ugt49B2
Product: UDP-glycosyltransferase UGT5
Exons: 3
Coding region: 1-1605 (534 amino acids)
Molecular function (GO): UDP-glycosyltransferase activity
Source: RefSeq, a predicted model, not a curated record
AUGGCCUUAUCUAUUUUGAAGGCGCAGAUUCCCUUCGUCAAGUUGCUCCUCUUAUGCCUUCUGGGUCCUGGAGAUGGAGCACGAAUUCUGGCACCCUUCUUCCUGCCUGUAAAGAGCCACUUCAUGAUGACGGAUGCCAUAAUAAGGGAAUUAGUGAAACGUGGACACGAGGUCACCUUCAUUACCCCGCUAUCAUUGGCCAAGGAGAACUUGGGACCAAUGUACAGGGAAAUUCUUUUGCCCAAGUACGAUACCUGGGCCGACAUAUCUGCGAUGAUGAAAACACAAUCGGCAUUGGACACGAUUGACAUGUCAAAGCUAACACACAUGCGACUGGCCCAACACGUUGGCAUUAAGUCAACGGACUUUGCUCUGGCCCAUCCGGAAGUUCAGGAGUUGAUCCACGCCAAGGAUAAAGAGGGCAAAUUCGAUUUGCUCCUGGCGGAACAGUUCCACAAUGAGGGAGCUCUAAUGCUGGGUUAUAUUUACGAAAUACCUGUAAUUACCAUAGCCACUUUCGCCUACGCCAACUAUUUUAGUCAAGUCUUCGGCUUUGUAAAUCCAUUGGCCUACGUUCCCAAUGUUUUUAUAUCCUGUUCGGAUAGAAUGUCAUUGUGGGAGCGAUUGGAAAAUGUACUGAUUAGCACUGCCGAGGAUGUUAUUCGGGAAGUAUCCUACUAUCCGCAACAAGAUGCUGUUAUCAGGAAGCAUUUUGGCCUCAUAUUGCCCCAGGUACCGACGGCUAAGCAAUUAGAACAGAACAUCUCGGUUAUACUUUUAAAUAGCUACCUGCCGCUGACUUCACCAAGACCCAUGUCCCAAAACAUGAUUUCAGUGGGUGGACUGCACAUCCUGCCACCCAAGCCCCUACCAGAACAUAUUGGGAGCUAUCUGGAUAACGCUGAGAACGGAGCGAUCUACUUUAGUUUGGGAUCUCAAGUGCGCAGUGCUGACAUGCCACCGGAAAAGCUUGGAAUUUUCCUUGAAGUCUUCGCCAGCUUGAAGCAAAGGGUCCUCUGGAAAUUCGAGGAUGAUCAGUUGCCCAAUCUGCCGGAGAACGUUAAGGUCGAAAAGUGGUUACCCCAGGCCGACAUAUUGGCUCAUCCGAAUGUGAAGGUUUUCAUCGCCCAUGGAGGCCUCUUUGGAAUGCAGGAGGCAGUUUACCAUGCGGUCCCGGUGCUCGGAAUGCCAUUCUACUUUGAUCAGGGCAUAAACAUUAAGGCGGGCCAAGCAGCUGGAUAUGCCAUCGGAUUGGACUAUCGCACCAUUUCGAAAGAUCUGCUGAGCUCUGCGCUUCAUGAGCUGCUGACGGAUCCCAAAUAUCAAGCCAAUAUGGACAACGCAUCGCGAAUUUUCCGGGAUCGUCCACUCGGCGCUAUGGACACCGCUAUGUACUGGACUAAUUACGUCUUGGAACAUCGGGGGGCACCACAUUUGGUGGCAGCGGGAGUACAUCUGCCCUGGUACCAGUUUUAUCUCCUGGAUGUCACAGCAAUUAUACUGGCUAUUGGUCUGUUACCACUUUUGGCAUUUUAUGCUGUUAGUCGAAAGAUGAAAUCCUUGCGAGGUAUUCGAGCGCUGAAGAAAGAGGCGAAAACUGAGUGA